AUGUUCCGCGUCCGGGAACUGCGUUUCCACGCCGCGCUGCGCGAGCGGUACCGCGUCCUCGACUUCUUCACGUCGGGCGAGCCCCUCCCCGCCUUCCUGGCCGCCGCGGCCGCCGACCAGGACCCGCCCCGUGCGUUGGUCACUGCGGGAGGCGACUCUGUUCGUGUGGAUGCCGCGUUCCUCGACGCCGUGCCAUCGCUCCGCUUCGUCUUCAGCGCGGGCGCAGGGCUGGACCACAUCCACCUCGGCGAGUGCGCGCGCCGCGGCGUCGCCGUCGCCAACUCUGGCACGGUCUACUCCACCGACGUCGCUGACCACGCUGUCGGCAUGCUCGUCGACGUGCUGCACCGCGUGUCGGCGGCCGAGCGGUUCAUCCGGCGCGGGCUCUGGCCGCUCCAGCAGGGGGCUACCAUCCCCCCGGCACCAAGAUACUUCCCUACCGUCCACGACCUCGCUUGCGAAUCGGACGUGCUCGUCGUGGCGUGCGCGCUGAGCAAGGAGACGCGCCACAUCGUGAACAAGGACGUUCUUGACGCCCUCGGGAAAGACGGGGUCGUCAUAAACAUCGGCCGGGGGCUGAGCAUCGACGAGGAGGAGCUUGUCAGCGCGCUGGCGGAGGGGAGGAUCGCCGGAGCUGGCCUCGAUGUCUUCGAGAAGGAACCCCAAGGUGCCUGCGGAGCUCUUCUCCAUGGACAAUGUGGUGCUGAGGCAUCAUUGCGCGGCUUUCACGAAGGAGUCCUUCGUGACGUCACCUAUCGGGAACCUUGA
This is a messenger RNA of Miscanthus lutarioriparius, 768 nucleotides long. NCBI's taxonomy places the organism in Eukaryota, Viridiplantae, Streptophyta, Magnoliopsida, Poales, Poaceae. The record is from the annotation of a GenBank genome assembly.